AUGACCGCGCCGUCACCCCUCAACGCCUCCUCCACUUCCACCUCCCCAGACUCCGCCGCCCCAGCUCUCCCCGACCGACCCUCGACGUUAAACAAUGUUGUCAACCAGAAUGCGUCAAACUUCACCAAUCAGAACCGCUUCGGCAUGAACAACACUCCUUACUCUGGACCUUAUUCGUCCUAUUCUUCCCCCUACUCAAGAUUCGGAGGCGGCAUGUAUGGUGGAGGCAUGUAUGGAGGUGGCCUUGGGUAUGGCGGAGGCAUGUACGGCAGUGGCAUGUAUGGGGGAUAUGGAGGCUACCCAGGGAUGCCAGGCGAACCAAAUAAUCAGAGUCUCACCCAGACAUGGAACAACAGCACAGCCGCGACUUUUCAGAUUAUGGAGAGUAUUGUCGGCGCGUUUGGCGGGUUUGCGCAAAUGUUGGAGAGUUCAUACAUGACGACGCGUUCUUCAUUUUUCGCAAUGGUCUCCAUGGCCGAACAACUCGGGAACCUACGCCAGACCCUUGGUUCAGUUCUUGGAAUUUUCACACUCAUGCGCUGGCUUCGGACCUUGAUCGCAAAACUCACUGGUCGUCCACCACCUGCCGACGCAACAGCCCUUACACCCGCGGCCUUCUCAUCCUUCCUCAAUGGAGGCCACGGUUCCACCCCUGCAACACUGCCUGACGGCUCUCCCGCCCCAGCCCGCCCCUCGCGGAAACCGUUCAUAAUGUUCGCCAUCGCAGUCUUCGGCCUGCCCUAUCUCAUGAGCAAGUUGAUCCGCGCCAUGGCCCGUUCCCAAGAAGAAGAAAUGCGUCGACACCAAGAAGCCGCAAUGACAUACACUACGGGUGAGAACGGGGAGCAAAUUCCUAUCGACCCCAAGAAGCUCGACUUCUGCAGAGUGCUGUAUGACUACACUCCCACGCCGCAGUCUGGAGGGAUGGACCUCGAGGCCAAGAAAGGCGACUUCGUUGCAGUGCUCUCCAAGACGGACCCCAUGGGCAAUGCGAGCGAAUGGUGGAGGUGUCGUGCGCGAGACGGUAAGAUGGGAUAUCUGCCGUCUCCCUACCUCGAACCGAUCCAGAGACCCAUGCCAAAGGCCACCCCACAAAUCACCGAAGGGAAGACGACGCCACAGCCGACGGAAACGGACGAGUUGAUGGCUUCAUACAAGCCCAAACUCCUCCGCAACACAGGUGAGGUAGAGCCCGAGUCCCAGGCCGUAAUGGACGCGCUGGACGGGCGAGAGAAGGAGUACAAAGAUCGGUAUAACGCUCUAUAUGCGCCAGCGACAAAGAAGAAGCCGGCUGUCGAUGUCAAGGGACCAAAGAUGGACAGCAAACCCGGUGAUAUUUCGGCAGAGAGUUUCCAGAAGAGCGCUUUUUAUUCUUGA
Messenger RNA from Fonsecaea multimorphosa CBS 102226, 1377 nucleotides. RefSeq lists its product as uncharacterized. Lineage: Eukaryota; Fungi; Ascomycota; Eurotiomycetes; Chaetothyriales; Herpotrichiellaceae. The record is from RefSeq and is a predicted model, not a curated record. Gene Ontology annotation, biological process: protein import into peroxisome matrix, docking. Gene Ontology annotation, cellular component: peroxisomal importomer complex; peroxisomal membrane; peroxisome. The coding region runs from base 1 to 1377 and encodes 458 amino acids. Gene Ontology annotation, molecular function: protein binding. The transcript is spliced from 2 exons.